AUGGGACUAGGAGACUACUCUCCAGCCAGUGUGUGGUUUUAUGCCCCUAACAAAGCCGCUCCUAUUGUAUUUAUCAUUCUCUUCUCCAUAUCCGGUGUUUUGCACAUCUGGCAAACCAUCAAACACAAAUCAUGGCGGACCACGAUGCUCCUCCCUUGGGCCGCCCUACUCAUGAUCAGCGGCUUCGCUGUACGCCUGGCGGGCGCCUAUUCGCCCUCGAAUCUCAGCUACCUGAUCGCCUCGACCGUGCUCAUCAUGUCAGGGCCCCCAGUCUACGCCCUGAUCAACUACUUCAUCUUCUCUCGUCUGCUGUACUAUAUUCCCUACCUUGCGCCGCUGCAUCCAGGCCGCGUGGCCACGACCUUUAUUGGGCUGGAUGCAGUAUGUGAGAUUUUAAUUGGCCAGGGUGCAUGGCGAAUGGCUGAUUCAAGUUCAUCCGAUGCACAGCGGAGACUGGGUUCGAGGCUCGUCAGUGCCUCGCUGUGUCUCCAGGCCGCUCUAUUCGGUGCAUUUGGGCUGUUGGCAGCGCAGUUUCAUCGGCGGGCGGCAAGAGCUGGCGUGUUGAAACCGCAGCUACGUGUUGUCUUGUAUGUCUUGUAUGUGAGUGCUACAAUUGUUACCAUCCGCUGCAUCUACCGACUCAUCGAGUACUUUUCCGGAUGGGACUCUGGCAUUUACAAGAAUGAAGUGUACUUUUGGAUCUUCGAGGCGGCCAUCAUGUUCUUGAACUCAGCGCUGCUUAAUGCCUGGCACCCGGGAAAACGUCUCCCGCCGUCGAACUCGGUUUUUCUUGCUCGCGACGGCGUCACGGAACGCAAGGGGCCGGGCUGGAGGGAUGAUCGUCCGUGGAUCGUUACCAUGUUUGAUCCGUUUGAUCUGUGGGGCCUGGUCAAGGGCAGGGAUAAGAAGACGCAGUUUUGGGACAUGAGCGAUGGAGAACUCGAGGCUGCGAGGUUGGAAAAAAAGAGGAACAAGAGGGGCUUUGUGCAGGGUUUGUUGGAUCCGUUCCAUCUUUAUGGCAAGAGAGGAUACAUUGCGAGGUUUGUUCGUAAGAGGAGGGAAGCAAGGCAGAGUCAUGGGGAAAUUGGAAUGCAGCAGGGUCGCGCAGCCGAGAUGAAGAAUGGCGAUGCGGAGCAGAAGGGCCAAGUUUGA
Exserohilum turcica Et28A is the source of this 1152-nucleotide messenger RNA. RefSeq lists its product as uncharacterized. Bases 1 to 1152 code for a protein of 383 amino acids. Gene Ontology annotation, cellular component: membrane. The transcript is spliced from 2 exons. NCBI's taxonomy places the organism in Eukaryota, Fungi, Ascomycota, Dothideomycetes, Pleosporales, Pleosporaceae. The record is from RefSeq and is a predicted model, not a curated record.